Messenger RNA from Thunnus maccoyii (southern bluefin tuna), 2774 nucleotides. It is a transcript of the gene letmd1, whose product is annotated as LETM1 domain containing 1. Gene Ontology annotation, molecular function: ribosome binding. Lineage: Eukaryota; Metazoa; Chordata; Actinopteri; Scombriformes; Scombridae. The record is from RefSeq and is a predicted model, not a curated record. Bases 31 to 1125 code for a protein of 364 amino acids. Gene Ontology annotation, biological process: intracellular monoatomic cation homeostasis. The transcript has 9 exons. Gene Ontology annotation, cellular component: mitochondrial inner membrane.
UGCGCGUCAUUACGGUAACUAGGCGGAAACAUGGCGCUGUCCUGUUCCAGCCUGUGCAGCCGUUUGUCUUUGAUCCGACUAUGUGGUCUCAGGGCGAACAGAAUAACAAAUGGCCUUUAUUCUCCCUGCGUGUCCCGUCAGUCCAGUUUGUCUCUGUGUAGACACUACUCGUCGUCCAAAGUUAGGCGAGGUAUCGGUCGAUAUGUCGCCUCCAGGCUCCAGUGGGCAAAUGUCAAAUAUGAAGGUUUCCUCAAAAGCAGAUUUCCCCGCUUUUAUCAGCUCUACCACACUUUUGUUGAAGUCACUCUAGGAUUCAAGCUACUUUUCCAAGACGCCAAAGAUGUGAAGAGGAUAAAAAUAAAAAUGGCCAGUGAAAGACUGCGGGUCCAGGAUUUACCCUACAGGGACAUGGAGAAACUCAGACAGUUUCGCAGAGACGUGAUUAAGGCCAUUCCUCUGGUGAUGAUCUCUAUCCCUCCCUUCGCCAACUACCUGGUCUUUGUCUUGAUGUACUUUUUCCCUCGCCAGCUCCUGAUCCGUCAUUUCUGGACUCCCAGGCAGCAGGUGGAGUUUCGGGGUGUGUAUCAUUCCUUCAGGGCGAAGCAGCACCGGCCGGUGCUCAAAGGGCUCGAGUAUACGAGCGGCCGGGUCAAAGAUGGUCAGCUGCAGGGUCGCCUUAAGGACUUGUGCGCUAAGGUGCAAAGUGGAGGAAACCCUCAAGUGUCUGAAAUCCUUGCUGUUCGACGCGUGUUUGCUGGACCCCCUCUGGGUGUAAAGAGGAUGAGAGUGAAUCACAUGAGACACAUCAGCCCCCUGCUCUUCCUGACACCUCGCCUCCCGGGUUUCCUGAUUCGCCAUCGGCUGAACAGCCACGCCCUGGAGCUGCUCUGGCUGGACCGCGCCCUCAGCCGGCUGGGCGCUCACCAGCUGAGUGACUCUGAACUCAAACAUGCUUGUUAUCUGAGGGGUCUCAAUUCUGAUAGUCUUAGCCCUAACCAGUGCCGUGAGUGGUUAUCCCAGUGGCUUCAGGUGUCCUCCUCUUUAAAAGAAUCUGAGGUGUCACUGCUCCUGCACAGCAUUGUAUUGCUCUCUGCCAACUACCCCAACGGUCCCAACCGCCACUGACAGGAAGCCUGAAGCAAUGUGCUUUUGCGAUUAUGUUCUGUUUCGUGCACUGCGCAGCACAACUUCCUAUAAGUUGUCAACAUCUUUUUUGCUAAGGAAAAAACAUUUUAGAGCUGUUCUUGGCAAGAUUUUCAGGUUUAGACUUAAAAAAGAACCUAAAACUCAAAGCAGGUCUGCAGUAAAGAAAAAAGAUCUCAUCCAUUGUUUAAAAAAAAAAAAAAAAAAACAACAAAAAAAUCUCCUUUUGCCAAUUAAAGCUCUCGUGUUAGCUGCAAACAUCCUCACUAAUAUGAAGUGACUGAUACCACUGACUAAACACUAAGUUAACAGAUUUCAUUUGCAAAUAUAAUGUGAACAGUGUCUUAAUUAGAUGGAUAGAACUCCGCUUCAUACAUCAGGUUGAUAAAACACUGUUAGAAGAUGUUAUAACUUAGAAAACUUGCUCGGUGUAGUUCUCAUAUCUAGCAGCAUAAAGCUCCAACCCUCCUGAGGGAUUUAAAUUGUGAUGCACUGGACAAUAUUUAGUGGUGACGUCGAGGUAAUUUCAUUAUUGCCUGUCGCUGUAUCUCAAGCUUGUUACCACUUAAAAAAAAAAAAAAAAAGGCACAGACUGGUCAUCUGUUUACUUCUAAGCUAGCACAACAUUACACAGCUAAUAAAGACAAGCAGGGAAACAAAGAGGAUAUUCUUUAGUCAGAGUUCAGCGGUAGUUCAUGGUCUGUUCAUAUCUUGCUCGAGGAAUGGUGCAAUUGUUCCGACACAUUCCAUUCAUGAAAAAAAAAAAAAAAUACAGAUAAAAGAGCUUUUACAUGUGUUAAUGUGUUCAUUAACAUGUUCUCAUCAAACACGUACUGUAUUUUCUUGUACUUGAAACCUCACUUUGUAUUCUGCACUUAUUUCUUUUAACAUCAACGAUGCCGGAUCAUGCAGAAAGAAUUGUAGAUAACGUGUGAAGGAGGAAUUUUGUGGCAACUGUCUAGAGGGAAGGAAAUAGUUUAGUAAAAUGCUGAACAGCUGGUCGUCAUUGAAAAAAAAAAAACAACAAAUCAGUAGUGAAAGCACCUUUUUUAAAAGAAAGAAAAAAUGUUGAUUGAUCCUAAAUAGAUUGAAAAAAAAUUAUUUAAUUGCAAAGACAUUCAAUCUUGUGUGUGGUGAGAAGCUGAACUUUCUGCAAAUGAUGAUUAUUAUCCUCAUAAACCUGUUUGGGAUGCAGCACAGCAGGUACAAGCUGUCUGAAGAGAGUCGUGAUGGCACUUUAUGUUAUUGUUUACUUGAUGUUUUCUUGCUUCGGGAGCUUAAAAAUGACAUGAACUUAUCCCAGUUCAGACCAUACCGCAGCACGAAAUUUCAUUCAAGCUUUUUCUUUUUGUUUUCCUGCUGCAGGUCGAUGCUACAGAAAGGAACUGCGCAUCCCUUGCGCUGUCAUUUGUGUUGUAAAGUGUAAAAUAGGAAAUGUCAUAAGCUUCCUGUGCCUUUCGCAAGGAGAGGCACGUAACGUUAGAGAUAAUUUGCAAAAUUAUAUUCUGUUUAAGAUUUUUCUUUUUUAUAUAUAUAUAAUUUUUUUUUGCUCAACAGGCUUUGAAUGUGUUGCUGUGCCAUAUUAUAUACACUGUAAUGGGACUGUGUCUGAAAUAAAUACCUAAUGGUGA